Molecule: messenger RNA, 1839 nt
Organism: Trichoderma virens Gv29-8
Lineage: Eukaryota; Fungi; Ascomycota; Sordariomycetes; Hypocreales; Hypocreaceae
Exons: 2
Coding region: 275-1297 (340 amino acids)
Source: RefSeq, a predicted model, not a curated record
CUACUACGAAGUACCCAUAUCGUCAAUAAUUACGGCACACGCUACAUUGUCCCACCUCCAUCUCUACAACUCCCUAGCACUUGCUACUACAACGAAGACCUAGUACACCGCCAAGGAGACUGUCGUCUCAUCAGUCCACACAGUUACCAACAUAUUCCAAUUUCGACAUAGAACUCUAUAAACGGUCGUCAAUCCGUUAGACUGCUAACCCCCACGGGGGAUCUCAGCUGCAGUUCAUUCGAUCGAAGCCUUUGACGUCAUUAUUGGAAGAAGUAUGGACGAGCAAUUGGACACCGGAGUUCUCAUCGAUUACUCUCCCAAGAAGACACAUGGCAAGCCUAAACAAAAACAGCAGACAGAGCGGCGCAAAUCCACUUCUCAGUCGGAGCGAACUCAUGAUGAGAACACGGAGCGGGCGUAUAUAGCUGCCUCACGGCGCGGUGACCGAGAUAUAGAGGCACGGAUCAAAUCUGCCCUACAGGCCAGUAAAAUACACAAGAAGCGGACAGGGAAAGCUCUCCGAAUUACCCGUGAGAUUGUUCUCAAUGAGGCUAUGUAUGAAGAAGAGGAUACAGAGCUGGAGCGGUUCAGAGAAUGGAGCCUCCGCUUGCCAACGGGCUCUUUGCAGGGCGGCCAGGGCAAAGAAGUAUGCCACCUCAUAGAUUCAUCUCUCGAAAGGUGGCGGGGGAACGAUAUCAACCAGGCGUUUGAGCAAUACUUUCCUAAUUACAAGCAAGCAGCAGCCCAACCAAUCGGUUCUCAAUGGUAUCAGCGACAGGCUCCGUUGCAGCCACUACCCCAGCAGACUUCUCCGAUACAGUCUCCCGAGAUGCUACAAAUUUCCGGGAUGCAAGUGCAGAUUCCUCUUUCUGGAAUGUCUACGCAUGGGAUGCAACAGACUCCGUGGAUGGGACAGUCUCCCGAGAUGCAGAUGCAGUCUCCUGUUGGGAUGGGAAUGAUUUCACCGGCCCAAGUCCAGUCUCCUAUGAUGCAGAUGGGACAGGUUCCUGAUUUGAGACACGCUUCUCCGACACAGCAAGAUUUUGAUCUGUGUUCUCAAUUCGUGGAUUCAGGCAUCAACACCCCCUCAGCUGAGAUACUGAGUGGCCUCCGCGAGUUCACACGCCUCACCCCCGAGGACGACAGGUUAUCCUCUGAAUCAUCUACUCCCCCCGAGCUCAGUAAUCUCAACCACGCUCAGAUGCCUACUCCGUUAUCCACAUGCUCCACCUGUACCUGCAAUCCGGCCCAGAAAUAUACUUGUGACAAUUGUAGGCCGUUUGUGUGGUUUGCAUAACGACCUUGUUACAAGUGAUGACAUUCCGGAUUUGUUUCUGCUUUCCAUGUUUCUAUGUUCUGAAAAAGGAGCAAUGCCAGCGUUAUUCAUUCCUGUGAUGUGGCAGCAGCAGUCUUUGUUCUCUUCUCUCACUGGACAUGUCAUGACAGGCUUCGUUAUUAGAAAGCAUAUUUUCAGUUCAUUUCUAUAUACCUAUUUUUUCUUUUUCGUUUUCGUUUCUCAUUUCCAUGCUCCUACUGACAGGGCAAUGGAGAUUUUGUUCGUUAUUUAUGCGGCAAUCGCUGGCAUGGAAUGGGAUACAAGCUUUGAACUCCACUCUCGAUGGUCGCAUUUGUAAAGGGGGAGGGGAUCGUGUCCCUCCUCUUUCUCUUUGAUGGAUGGUUUUAUUUUCUCCUAAGUUUCCUUUUCUAAUUUUCAAAUGGUCAAUUAGAAGGAUACCUAGUCACAGGAGCUGGAGUUUUGGCAAUCGGUCUAAUGAUGUUUGAUACCUUCUAUCACAAAGUCCAAAAAAAAAAUGAAUAAAAACAAGCAAUUGGUCAAUC